This is a messenger RNA of Photinus pyralis (common eastern firefly), 5204 nucleotides long. RefSeq lists its product as uncharacterized. The record is from RefSeq and is a predicted model, not a curated record. NCBI's taxonomy places the organism in Eukaryota, Metazoa, Arthropoda, Insecta, Coleoptera, Lampyridae. Gene Ontology annotation, biological process: transport; magnesium ion homeostasis. The transcript is spliced from 18 exons. Bases 116 to 4285 code for a protein of 1389 amino acids. Gene Ontology annotation, molecular function: transmembrane transporter activity. Gene Ontology annotation, cellular component: plasma membrane.
UUUGUUGGGAACUUAGACGAUCGUUCAAAGAGCAUUUCCUGAAAAGCCUUUGAAACGAGAAAAAGAAGAGUGUAAUUAGUGAAAAGUGGGUAGUUCUGCAUAAUUGGAUGGUACAAUGGAUAAGGAUAACGUAAACAAAAUCCGUUUGGCGGUGUCUAGCCUGCAGGAACCAUCGUUGGGAGACUCGGAAAAAUUGAAGAAGUUUAACGUUAUAAGGGAGUGUUUAUAUUCUUGCAAACUGCAAGGGAGUGUCGAUGAUAAAAUACUGACACGGCAAGUCUUUACUUUGUGUAAUUCCGAGCUGGAUACCUCCAAUUCUGAGCUGCUAGUAAGCGUCUUUACCCUAUUGGAGCUGCUCUUUAAUUGUAAUUCUGAGAACUAUGUCGGCAAAGUUGUCCCACAUUCGUACCUGGCAGUAGCUUUUGAGUCCAAUCACAAAUAUUCCGGCACAGUAAAAGAGUGCGCGUUAAGUUGCAUUCAGACGUGUCUUCAUAGGUUAGUAGUCACGAAUUGCUACGACUUGACACAAUUAGAUAGCAGCGUAAACGACAUGGAAGUCGGUAGUAAGAUGUUCGAUCUUCUGCUAUGUGUAAUGACUGAUGUACCAGCCAACAAUUGUUUGCAGUUUUUCUACGAUACUCUCAUGUCUACCAUGUUUGAGACUGAGAACGUGCAACUACGCUCUAAGUUAAUAGAUUUCGCAAUGGAACUAUUGCCUCGUUUUUCUAUUCAGUUGCUCACUAGUUGUCAGCUGGAAGAGUUUAAGAACAAAGUGAAAAAUUGUUACAUUAAAAGGAUAGGCGUUAUAAGAAACCAAAACGAUCCCAGUUGGUCCAAACUUGUUAAGUUUCUUUUGAAGUGUUUUGGAAAAGUGAUACAUUCCUGUGUGGAUCUGAUGAAUAAUAUACUUAAAAUUGUUGAGGGUGCAUUUCGCAGUCAUAAUUUAGAUGAUCGAUAUUAUGCCUAUGAGUGCUGGAAGGAAUUAAUCGACAACUACAGCCUGGACAUGGAUCGUCUACGCGCUCCCAAGCAGAUGAACUUGCUAAUUACCCCUUUGAAGUCAAAUGUGUCCACUUCAAAUCCUCGAAUAUCGCAUAAACGCCUCGAAAUUUGGGCGCAUCUACUUGGCACAUUACAACAAGGUGCGCUUCCGUAUUUAAAAACGUUCUUUUCUGCUUGUUACUCUGAGGACAAAAAGUCGUGCAGCGAAAAAUCACAGCAAGAGCCAAAAUUUCAUGAAGACGCAACGCUUGUGCUUUUAGAAGUUAUUGGUCACUAUGGUCACACUGAGGAAAGCGGAUGCUAUAAUUAUGAGAAGAUUCUUAAGCUAAACGAGCCAUUGGUUAAAGCUGAAAACUUUAAGGAAUUUGAAAGUUUGAUAUUAUCUGCUCUGCGCCAGUGCUCUCCCGUGAACUCACAAUGGAUGCCUACUUCUGACCUAUUUCAGGUCCAAAAAUGUAUGUGGGGCUCUUUCUUUAAUUUACUUCGGGGUUGCGAGGCAGCACAACAAAAGCAAACGAUACAGAUUAUAGUUGCAGAUUUGAUAUUCCACAUUAAGCUUAUCCAUGCGACCAACAAGUAUUUACUUUACGCCGUAAAACCAAUCUUGGAAGUGCUAGCCGAGGGAAAAUUUUUUGAUGUUAACUUUUUUAACGAUUUAAUCUUCUUGCCACUAUUCAAGUUGCUCUUGAAGUACAGUGAAGAACUAUUUUUACUUGAUCGACCGCUUAUCACUGAUCUGUGUAAUUAUAGUAAAGAUGGUAAGCCGCAAGAUGUGUGGUUUAUGGAAAUGUACAAAAUACUAACGAAAGGCGAAGCUACCAGUGUGUUUCUCAAUUCUUUAAUAUUAUGGUUGGAAUGCGUAGACAACGUACUUUCUUUGUGCCAUAACGGUGGGGAGAAAAAUAGCAAGAUGCUACAAAAUAAAAUUGUAGAGUUUAUGAUGUGGCCUAUUGCAGAUCUUCAAGAGAUUCGUUAUUAUAGUCAUCAACCUAACAUUUAUAAUGUAAGUAUACUGGUAAUUAAAUCGUUACAUUGUUCUUUAUUAUUGCAACGCAAUCGGCGAACUAUAACUACAGAUUUACAUUCGCUCUUGGACAAUCCGUCUCCAAACAAUAUAACCGUAUAUGGAAUAAAGAUAGAAACUGGCUCUAAAGAACCAGCUUACGAUGAAAAUGGAGUACCUGAAUUACUAGUCAAAGCUUCGUAUACUCUACGACUUUUUGGAAAUAAUUUUAAUAAAAAUAUGUUAAUUUCCCUUACGGAAAAUAAGGGAGACGCGGGAAGCACAUGUCUUAUGUCGAUGGAUAUGAUUCAUACGGUGGAACCUGAGCUUAUCAAUGGUGCAGAAAGUUCAACUACAAGUACAGUCUCUGUAACCAUCCCAUUUGUUCCAUUAUCGGGAGUAUUUUAUUUGUGCGUUUCGAAAGGCAAGUCACCUAAUGAAACAUACCCAUUCAUUCAUCAGGGAGACCAACCAUGGCUUAAAGUGAAGCCGGUCGAGCAGAUGAUACCAACAUGGGCUGCAAUAUUAAUAAUAUGUAUCUGUCUGUCAUUUUCGGCACUGUUUUCUGGGCUAAACUUAGGUUUAAUGUCAUUAGAUCGGACUGAAUUAAAAAUAUUGUGUAACACUGGAACGCCACAUGAACGUGCGUAUGCUAAAGCCAUUCAACCGGUUAGAAAUCAUGGAAAUUUCUUGUUGUGCAGUAUUCUGUUAGGAAACGUGUUUGUGAAUUCCAUUUUUACUAUCCUAUUGGAUAGUUUAACAUCGGGAGUUGUAGCUGUGAUAUGUUCCACUUUAGCAAUCGUCGUAUUUGGUGAAAUAACUCCUCAAGCAAUUUGUUCAAGACAUGGCCUUGCUGUUGGGGCCAAAACAAUUUUGAUUACAAAGUUCAUCAUGGCCAUUACAGCGCCGCUCUCUUAUCCCAUAUCUAAGCUCUUGGAUUAUAUUCUAGGUGAAGAAAUCGGAAAUGUGUAUAACAGAGAACGCUUAAAGGAGUUGCUGAAGGUAACAACAGGCGAAAAUGAUUUAGAUAGAGAUGAAGUCAAUAUAAUUAGUGGGGCUUUGGAGCUUCGGAAAAAAACUGUGGCCGAGGUAAUGACUCGUAUUGAAGAUGUUUUUAUGUUGGACCACGAUGCAGUAUUGAACUUUGAAACUGUUUCCGAAAUUAUGAAAUCAGGUUACUCGAGGAUUCCUGUAUAUGAAGGAAAUAGAGGCAACAUUGUUACAAUGUUGUAUAUAAAGGACUUGGCCUUUGUCGAUCCUGAUGAUAACACACCUCUACGGACUUUAUGUCAGUUUUACCAGAAUCCUUGUAACUUCAUUUUCGAGGAUGUUACUUUAGACACCAUGUUCAAAACAUUCAAAGAAGGUAAUAAAGGUCAUAUGGCAUUUGUUCAGCGUGUGAAUAGUGAAGGAGAAUUAGAUCCUUUCUACGAAACAAUUGGGUUAAUUACAUUAGAAGAUGUUAUUGAGGAACUAAUUCAAGCCGAAAUUAUGGAUGAAACCGAUGUAUUCACUGAUAAUCGUUCAAAAAGGAGAAGAAACGCGAAUAGAACUAAGCAAGAUUUUACCGUGUUUGCGGAACGGCGUGCUGAUAACAAGGUGCGAAUAAGUCCACAGUUAACAUUGGCAACGUUCCAAUAUCUUAGUACAAGUGUGAAAUUAUUUAAGGAAGAUGUAAUAUCGGAAACGAUAUUACGUAGGUUAUUAAAGCAAGAAAUAAUGUUUCACAUAAAGAAAACUAAGGAUUGGCGCAAUGAUCCGACAAUGCUAAUCUAUCAGCAAGGGAAAGCAUGUGAUUAUUUUGUACUUAUCCUUGAAGGAAGGGUUGAAGUGACUGUCGGUCGUGAUAAUAUGGUUUUUGAAAGUGGGCCAUUUACUUAUUUUGGGGUGCAAGCACUUGUUCAAAAUAUUGCUGUUGCUGACUCACCAUCGGCACCUUCAACUUUAGGAAGUUUACAGUCACUAAAUAUGGAUGCCAUGUUACGACACACAUUUUUACCAGAUUACACUGUGAGAGCAUCCACAGAUGUUUUGUAUAUGCGCAUAAAGCGUAGUUUAUACUUGGCCGCAAAACGAGCCACAUUAAUGGAACGUUCACAGAAGGAUACAAUACCAACGGGUCCCAGUGAUCAAUUUGAUGAUGAAGUGGAGAAGUAUGUGGAUACACUUGCAGGGAAUUAUAAUUUAUCAGGCACUCCUCUUCCUGUUACAAAUCCUUGGUUAAUUUCCUAUCCCACUGCUAGAGUUCGUAACAAUUCUGGACCACCUGCAUGUAACUAACUUUGAGAAUAUUGGUUAUGGGAAAUAUAUUUUAUUUGAAAGCCGAUGGGAAAAUAAGUACAAGAGUGUUAUGUGGAUAUUCAAUUUUUAGGUGUUUCAUAAAACUUUAAGGGCAGCUUAAUAAAAAUACAUAUACACACUGUUCAUUUCCUAACAUCCCCACACACAUUUUGCAUUACAGGUGAAUCUUUGACUGAUUUGUCCGGGUGAAGGAAGAUAGAUUACAACCGUAUAACUUGCGGAAUUUGGCCAUGUAGAAAAUUGCGCUUAAUUUUUGGAAAAGAGGAUGCAUGCAGAAGUUUUAAUUUCAUGGAGUAUAAGUGCAGAAAGUAGUGCGGUUCAUUCAGAGCACAGCAUGUUGCCAUUGUGUUCCAAUGUGAACAAUAUUUACAGACGAGUUGUAUUAAUCAACAACGAUAAAAAUGUGAAAAACAGUUACAGGCUACCCGCUAGACGAAUGCGCAUUGAGCGGCAAAUGCAAAUAUACCCAAUGGCGGCAAUACUGGUAGAAAUUUUAGCCAAUGGUGGCUGACAAACAUGUAUAUGAGUCGUAGUUGCUAGGAGACGGUUGCGCGCUAGAGCUUUAGCUUAACGUGGGUCGCCUGUAAACAAGUUUAAAAACAAAAGAACAUUAGAAAAAUGAGUUUGAUUAUAUUGUAAAAAUGAUAGCAUGCCACUUCAUUAGGUGCUGUUGCAUGUAUCACACAGCUAUAAUUGCUGCAGUAGUUCUAGUUUCUGUAGCAAUUAUUACCACCCAUUAAUGGCGGUGUUCCAUUCCUAAAUGUAUCAUUACAAGCAAAAACUCUAGAUUGAGCACCAAAAUUUUGAUGCAAGUGAUAUCAGUUUUAAGUUUUAUUUUUAAUUCCUAAAGUUGAUCAGUUAGAAUGUGACAUUGAAAUAUUAUGUGAGAGAAAGUUUU